UUUCGCUAGAUUGCUCCAGUGCUGAAACAGCAGAGAAUAUCUUUGUUUCCUGUUUUUCCAUGGCAGUGUGGCGUCUCUGAGGUUGUACACGUUGCGAUGUUGGGUGCUAUGGGAGCCGCUGUGAGCUGCACAGGGAAAGAGAGACAACCUGACCUGAGCCACGCUGAGGGGAGGACGGAGAACGAAAGGGGAUAUCCAGGACCAAGCACCAUGGAAGAGUUCAAAGUCCAGAGCGCUAAGCACCCCACACCAAACAGCACACCCCUACGCGCUCCUAGCGAGCACUCCAGAGAGCGAGCAAAGCGUCUCUCCACAGAGUCGAACGGGACAAGCGAAGGAGCAGCCGGUGCCAAAACGCCUGUCGAGCUCACACCACUGGAAGAGGCUUUCAAACGCUUCGCCAUCCACGGAGACACCCGUGCCACUGGCAAGGAGAUGCACGGCAAGAAUUGGUCCAAACUGUGCAAGGACUGCGGCGUCAUAGACAGCAAAACCAUCACCCUCACAGAUGUGGACAUUGUCUUCUCAAAAGUCAAGAACAAGUCUGCUCGCACCAUCACGUACAACCAGUUCAGGGAGGCUCUUUCUGAGUUGGCCAGGAAGCGCUUCAAAGAUAAAAGCAGUGAGGAAGCAGCGGAGGAGGUCUUCAAGAUGAUCGAGGGGAAGUCGCCAGUUAUAGCUGGAGUCACGAGAGCCGUGGCAUCCCCAACUGUAUCCCGUCUGACCGACACCACCAAGUUCACAGGUUCUCAUAAGGAGCGUUUUGACGAGGCAGGCCGCGGGAAAGGCAAAGCAGGCCGCGUUGAUAUGGUCGACACUUCCGGCUACGUCUCUGGCUACAAGCAUGCAGGUUCAUACGAGAAGAAAGUCCAGGCCAAACCGCAACAAAAACCCAUGUGAGAUUUCCCCCUGUUCCAUCAACAGACAAGGUGGUGGUGGUGGGGAACAAAAGCACAACAGGAUCAUGUUUGCUAUUUCCGUUUGUUUAUAUGCAUCAUCAUUUUUUUUCUGUGAAAGAGCUUUCCGUUUCCUGCGCUGUUGGAGAACUGGAACAAUGUUUACAUCGACACACAAGAGACGCAGUCGGCUGGUACAUUCCUCAUUUAAGAAUGAAGAUUAUCAUUAUACUCUGAAAUCGCAGAAGGGCAGAACAGAGAGGAGAACACACAAAUACGAAGGAAAAUGCAAAAGAACACUAAAAACAUUUGAAAUGUUCCAAAAAAAGCACACAUGAGGUCUAGUCAAAAAUUUCUAAGCCUUAUCUGUUACAGAUAGCCGUACAGAGGCAGAGAACUGCUCUGUGUGGAAGUAUUCAAAGUUCUUCCAGGAACAAGCCAUUGGUCAGAAACAAGGAGCAGCAUAUAUAUAAGUGCAGCAAAAUAUAGUUGAACUAAACCACAGUUUAAGGUUGUCAUCAUGGUUACAUCCCAGCCUGAUAUCUGGAACCGUUUUCAAACCGAUAUAUAUUACAACCCCUGGCAAAAAAUAUGGAAUCACUACUCUUGCAGGCUGUUCAUUCAGCUGUUUUAGUUUGUAGCCUAAAAAUAGGACACGAAAUUAUUUUAUUUAACAGCUGAACAUUCUGGGGCAGCACGGUGGUGUAGUGGUUAGCGCUGUCGCCUCACAGCAAGAAGGUCCGGGUUCGAGCCCCGGGGCCGGCGAGGGCCUUUCUGUGUGGAGUUUGCAUGUUCUCCCCGUGGGUUUCCUCCGGGUGCUCCGGUUUCCCCCACAGUCCAAAGACAUGCAGGUUAGGUUAACUGGUGACUCUAAAUUGAGCGUAGGUGUGAAUGUGAGUGUGAAUGGUUGUCUGUGUCUAUGUGUCAGCCCUGUGAUGACCUGGUGACUUGUCCAGGGUGUACCCCGCCUUUCGCCCGUAGUCAGCUGGGAUAGGCUCCAGCUUGCCUGCGACCCUUCUUUAAGGAGUUUUAUAAUAAUCCUUUCAACUGACAGCUCUCUUGUUGGGGCCGUGUUUCUUGUCAAUCAGCCAGGCAUAACGGCUCGUUAAGAUCUACAGGCGCUAGGGGCGUCGUGGCUCAGGUGGAUAAGGCGCCAUACCAUAAAUCCGGGGACCCGGGUUCGAUUCCGACCCGAGGUCAUUUCCCGAUCCCUCCCCAUCUCUCUCCCACUCAUUUCCUGUCUCUACACUGUCCUAUCCAAUAAAGGUGAAAAAAGCCCAAAAAAAUAUCUUUUUUUUUUUUUUUAAAGAUCUACAGGCGCUCUCAACUGUAGACUCAUUUGCAUAUUUCGGCUUGUGUGGGUAUUUGUUUUAGAAACGCAAGUUAUAGGAUGAUUCCAGAAUCCUCUACUUGAUCUUGAAAAAAAAAAGUACCAUGAAUUACAACAAUUUCAUUGAAUUUUUCCAGGUAUAUUUUACAAAGCCGGAAUGUUCAGCUGAAUGAAUAUCCUCCAAAGGUAGUGAUUCCAUUUUUUUUUUUUUUUUUUUUGCCGGGGGUUGUAUAAUGCUACUCUCUCAAGGACUUGAAGUGUCCAUCAGAAACAUUCCACGUGCCAUGUUACUGGUUUUAAUGAGAUCAGCGCACGGAUACUCACAUCAGAGCAAUAUUUUAUUCACAGUGAGGAUAAACAGGGAAAACAUCCACAUUUCCACUCACAUCAAAAGCUGUACGUACGAUUCAGUGCAAAAAACACCAAACUAAGGGUAGCUGAUUGAAAGCAUCAGCUCUGCACGUAAAAUUCUAUAGCUUCUCAUAAACAUGAUGAUAAAAUCAGGAACGCAUAUCAGGAUCUCAAAACUCCUUGUGUACGGCAGCCUUAAAAUAAAAAAAAUUAAAUAAAAAAAAGUAUUCUCCAUGUCGUCUUAGGACUUUUUGAUCAGACCUCAUAUUCUACAUCAUUAUUUGUGAUGUCUUUGCUAUCUGGUAUAAAAUAUAUUUAAAAAAAAAAUCCUCUUCCAAUUUAGCUUUUUAGUUCUUUCACAAUGUUUAAUACUGCCAUAAAAAAAAUAGACACACACACACACACACGUGUUUUAUAGUGCAUCUUGGCUAGUGAUCAGAUUAUACUUGUACAGGUUUGUUUUACUUUUUUUUUUUAAAUAAAUAUAAGCCUAGUGUGCCACAUUCAGAAUUGAUGAGCUGAUGUCUACUGAUAUUAGAUUGUGAAUUUGUGCAUAAGUCCUUAUAGUCGCCAAAUCUGACAGCUCGUAUGCUCUGCUCGGUUGUUGCAUCACCAUUGGGGAUCUAAUAUUUUGCGUUAUAUAGGGUCGAACAUAUUAAGUCUUUAUAAUUGUUUUUAUGCUAACGCUUGAUGGCAUAAUAAUGAUACACUGGCUGAUACACCAGUUUCUUCUCUGUUAACACCAUCACUUUAAAAAAAAAAAAAAAGCACUGAGAUUAGACAGCAGGAAGUCAAGAGUCGAGCAUUGUGAUUGGUUUAUGAUAACACUGGCUUGGCACAAUUUACUAUCUAUGCUACUAUGCACAACCAUCACUUACUGAUCAGAUCAGAUCAGAUGUGUUGAGAUUACAUUUUUUAUAUCAAAUCACUGAGCUUUCAUCACUGUUAAGUUAAAUUUUAUCAGCCAGUCACAAAUUUGCGCCAUAACCGUAAACCUUGCUACUGUUUGCUAGCCAAUUACUGUAGAACGUGGCAUUCUUAGAAAGAUGCAUAUCGUGUCCGAGCGUUAGGGAUGACGUCAUGUUUCUGAUUAUCUGAUGAAAUUUAUAUUAAGCGCCUCCCUCUUUUACAUAGACACACCUAUCACAGGUCUCUUGUUCUGCCUUCCAAAGAGGACAGACUUUAUCCUGGGACUUCAAACGCAACCCAAAACAUGGUGCCUACUCAAGUAGCCUCCUCUUGACUGGAAGUUAACAACAUUGGGAUGAACGAUAAUCAGUAAGACGAUACGGUAUAUCGUGUUAUCAAAUCUCAUUCCAAAGCCUAAAUAAGAGAUCGACUUCCAUGAUCAAGAAUUAAACCAACCGUUCAGAUAAUGUUUCUAAACACUGGUUGAUCCUCGCAAUAAUAAUAAUUUCCAAAUUAAAUCCCUUAACUUUUUUUUUUAAUGGUUGAGUUGAGAGGCAAUUUAUAUAAUCAAUCAAUCAACGGCACCUUUUAGUACGUGCAAUUUGUCCAGUCUAAUGAGCCAAGUUUACAACGGGUGCAUUUUAGCCAAAUAACAUAACAUGAAAUAACCUUAAAUGGUCCCAAGGUCAUAUAAUUCCCUUUUAAAAAUGUUCUAUCCUUACAUACUCAAACUCGAUACAGAAACCAGAAAUUGUUAUUCAAAAAAAAAAAAAAAAGCGUGUAUAUCUUGAAGUAUGUGACAGGGUAAAUCUCUAUUAUUUAUAAUAAAUAUACUAGCAGCUUUAAAAUGCAUAUAAUUAAACAUUUGCGCUGCCGAUAUAAAUACUAACAUGGUAUUUAAUGUCAUCCUCUUUGAAAAUAUUGGGUUACAUGGUUAACUACGGAAGCCGCGAGAGGCCCUUCAUAUAAUCUUUUUUUUUAUUCACCUUGUUAUCCCGAGAUAACGACAUAAUUAAUUCAGGAUCUCGAGAAAACAAAAUUAUUUCAUGAUCUCAGCUAGAUCACUGUAUCUCCGUCGGUAGAGACGAAGCCGGGCCAGUCUUCUGCGGAGGUGCCGCGGACUAAUUUUGAAAUUAUCCCUUAUUAGGUGAUCGAUUAUUCCAGACAUCCUAAUGACCAAAGUUGCGUCUAUACAGAAUGAGAAAUAGCCCCAAAGUCAGCAUAUCACAAGUCUCUUGGCGCACCUGAAUGAACCAUUUCUCAGCUGUUUACUCGAGAUCAUGAAAUAAUUGUUUUGUUUUCUCGAGAUCUCGAAUUAGUUGUGUUGUUUACUCGAGAUCCUGAAUUAACCUCCUAAGGCCCAAGCUGUUUUUUUACAUGCAUUUUUUUUAUUUCUCUUUGCUAUUUGGGCUUAUUAGAACCUGAUUAGAAUAAAAACUAAGCAUCAUCUUUGAUAAGAUGUACUUUUAGAGAAAAAGUAUGUCCACAUAUGUGGAUUCUUGUUCCGAAUUUCUAAAAAGUGCUGUCCACGCAUGUGACCGCUAAGCCCUAGGAGGUUAAUUAUGUCGUUAUCUCGGGAUAACAAGGUGAAUAAAAAAAAAGGAUUAUAUGAAGGGCCUCUCUCAGCUUUCGUAGUUAACAGACCGUUUCAACUGAGCAACACGAGGAAAAAUAAGGAAGGAAGGAAGAGGACAGCAUGUAUAGACAUAUUCUUCUACAGAACAUCUAUUUUUCCAGUAUAGUGUCACACUGUUCCUGUUGGUUCCUGCUUGGAAAGUGACUCAUAUUUAUAUCAAAAGAGCAAGUUUGAAAUAGUGUCAUUGUAUUUUAAUAAAUGGUCACUGUUUUGUGUGCUUUGACGCCAAAUACUGUAAACCCUCCGUUUUCGAAGGAAUGAAAAACGUUGUCUUAUUUUUCAUAUAACUAUUUUUCUAUGUGUUACAGUGCCCUGCUGCAUGUUGUGUGUUUAAAGUAACGUUCAACAGACCUUUAACUUGUCCGUGUGUUGUAGCAUUGUUCUGAAUAUAUAUAUAUUUAAAAAGA
Neoarius graeffei (lesser salmon catfish) is the source of this 5529-nucleotide messenger RNA. Its product is annotated as tubulin polymerization-promoting protein. Gene Ontology annotation, biological process: microtubule polymerization; microtubule bundle formation; positive regulation of protein polymerization. The record is from RefSeq and is a predicted model, not a curated record. Gene Ontology annotation, molecular function: tubulin binding. The coding region runs from base 97 to 900 and encodes 267 amino acids. NCBI's taxonomy places the organism in Eukaryota, Metazoa, Chordata, Actinopteri, Siluriformes, Ariidae. Gene Ontology annotation, cellular component: microtubule. The transcript has 5 exons.